Messenger RNA from Eutrema salsugineum, 1738 nucleotides. RefSeq names its product AT-hook motif nuclear-localized protein 3. Bases 369 to 1559 code for a protein of 396 amino acids. The transcript is spliced from 5 exons. Lineage: Eukaryota; Viridiplantae; Streptophyta; Magnoliopsida; Brassicales; Brassicaceae. Gene Ontology annotation, molecular function: minor groove of adenine-thymine-rich DNA binding. The record is from RefSeq and is a predicted model, not a curated record.
CGUUGAGAAAUUUCUCCCCCAACUUAAACCACCCACUUAGAAAAAAAAAAAUUAGAUCUUUCUUCUUUGCUUAUAAUUAUGGAUGUUUUAGGUCGAAUUUUCUGAAAUUAAGAUUGAUUCCUCCCAUGGAAGCUCUGUUUUUUUCUCUGUCCUAAGCUACUACUGAUCUUCCUCCUUCUCCAAAAACAUUUCUCCUGCAAAUCUCAUCUUGUUUUUAUUUCUCAUCUCUGAAUCUUAACUUUACACAGUUUGUAGAACAAGCUUUAAUCUUUUGUGAUCACAAAGAUUCAGAGGGAUCUUGAAAUUUUAUCUGGGCUCUACUCACUUGUCGGAAUCUCUCCCUACAAGAAUCACUGAUCUAUGUCCGUAUGGAGGAGAGAGAAGGAACCAACAACAACAACUCUUCCAGUUUUGGAUUGAAGCAACAACAUGAAGCUGCUCCUUCUGAUGCUUACCCAAUGGACCCACCACGACCCGAUAACCCUAACCCGUUUUCGGCCCCACCCAUCACUUCUUCCGCCGCCGCCGUGGCUGAAAAUGCGGCUCCUCCGUUCAGCUUAACAAUGCAGCCGGAGACCGCUUCUUCCGAGCUGAAAAAGAAGAGAGGAAGGCCGAGAAAGUAUAAUCCCGACGGGACUCUCGCGGUGACUCUCUCGCCGAUGCCAAUCUCCUCCUCCGUUCCACUGUCGUCGGAGUUUCCUCCUCGAAAACGAGGAAGAGGACGCGGCAAGUCCAAUCGAUGGCUCAAGAAGUCCCAAAUGUUCCAAUUCGACAGAAGUCCUGUUGAUACCAAUUUUGCAGGUGUAGGAACUGCUGCUGAUUUUGUUGGCGCGAACUUUACACCUCAUGUGCUCACUGUAAACGCUGGAGAGGAUGUGACAAUGAAGAUAAUGACCUUCUCUCAACAAGGAUCUCGUGCUAUCUGCAUCCUCUCAGCAAAUGGUCCCAUCUCCAAUGUUACGCUUCGUCAAUCUAUGACAUCUGGUGGUACUCUAACUUAUGAGGGUCGUUUUGAGAUUCUCUCUUUGACGGGUUCAUUUAUGCAAAACGACUCUGGAGGAACUCGAAGUAGAGCUGGUGGUAUGAGUGUUUGCCUAGCAGGACCAGACGGUCGUGUCUUUGGUGGAGGACUCGCUGGUCUAUUUCUUGCUGCUGGUCCUGUCCAGGUAAUGGUAGGGACCUUUAUAGCGGGUCAGGAGCAGUCGCAGCUGCAGCUAGCAAAAGAAAGACGGCAAAGAUUCGGUGCUCAACCAUCUUCCAUCUCCUUUAACAUCACAGCAGAAGAACGGAAGGCAAGAUUCGAGAGGCUCAACAAGUCUGUUGUUAUUCCUGCACCAACUGCUUCAUACCAGCAUGAGAACACACCUAGUGCGGUUCACAGUUAUUACACAAACUCGGUUAACCACGCCAAGGAUCCCUUCUCUUCUAUCCCGGGAGGAGCAGGAGGAAAUGGGGGAGAAGAUGAAGGCGAGGAGGAUGAAGAAGAUGACGAUGAAUUAGAAGGUGAGGACGAAGAGUUUGGAGGGGAUAGCCAAUCUGAGAAUGAGAUACCGAGCUGAUGAUGAUCGUGCUGUUUCUUUUUCACGGAUUUGUUAGGGUGGUGAUGGGUUUUCAGAUUUUGGUUGAUUGUUAACACAGAAUGUUUAGAAGCUCCUAUCUUUUAGGUUCUUUCCUCUUGUGAUUGUUGUAGUAUCAAUAUGUUAGAAACAAACUCACGAUUGCAAAAACUCUUCUUCAA